CGCUGUUUGUAUGCCCGUGAUCUUACGGUCGAUCCAUCCACAGAUACAUAGUUCGAAGACUACGUAUAUUGUCUGUAGAUAACUUGACAACAGGAGACAAAUAUAUGUCACGAUAUUUUUUCUUUUGCUGAAAUGAAAAAUGAAAGAUAUUAUCAACGUGUAUUCGCAAAUAAUUGUUUAAAAAUCUGAACAAAGUUUAAGUCAUAAAACACAGACUAUACGUUAUUCUCUACAAAAUACAUCUUUGAACUAUGGAAGAGAAUUUGCAUUUUUCCCAUAAAAUUUAUAAAAACGAUCCUCUGUUAUUUAAAAGUUACGUUGGCAAAAAAGUGAAUAUUUUAACGGAAGAUGAUAGUACAAUCUCUGGCAUCGUUUAUACCGUUGAUCCAGUUUCAGAGAGUGUUGUACUGCUACAAGGCUGUGAACAAGAUAAUUUAAAAAUCGUAUGUGGCCAUACGAUAAAGAACAUAGAAAUUUGUUCGAGUGAACCAUGCAGGUUACCAGAAUUAUUUACAAACGUGCCAAAAAAUAUUCAAACUGCGGUAGGGGAGCGAAAAAGUGCUGUGAUAAAAUUACUCCAGGAAAAUCGAUUCCCCGUGAAGAUACAGAAUGAUAUUUUAACAAUAGAGAACGUACUCUCAAUAAAACCACCCUAUGAACCUGCAGAUUGCAUUUGCACUAACAGCAUUAUCUUGCAGAGAAUUCAAAAUCUCCUCUCUCGUAUACAAAUUUGAUGUUUUUACAUUUAUUUAGCGACAUUUAUAUAUACUUUGUAUUUAAUUGACUAAUGAAAUAUUCUUAGAUAUUAAUAUAAGAAA
Molecule: messenger RNA, 818 nt
Organism: Frieseomelitta varia
Lineage: Eukaryota; Metazoa; Arthropoda; Insecta; Hymenoptera; Apidae
Product: gem-associated protein 6-like
Exons: 2
Coding region: 252-734 (160 amino acids)
Biological process (GO): spliceosomal complex assembly; spliceosomal snRNP assembly
Cellular component (GO): nucleus; SMN complex
Source: RefSeq, a predicted model, not a curated record